AAGUUAAGUUCGACCGACUUCACUUGGUUGCUUCUCUGUGAACGCCUCGUCGUUCCUCAGGAACACGAGCUAGACCAAUAGCAUUCCUGCGUUCCUCAGGGCCGGCACCGCAGAAGUCCCUGGGGACGGCGCUCGUGCCUCCAUCCGAAACUUCAUCUCUUGCAAGCUGUCCCUGCGCGAAAAUGACCGAGAAGUGAGGUAGUUCCCAAGAGGGAUGGAAUAGCUUCUGCCCAAAUUCACCACGAUGGACAAUGAGGAAUAUGUCGCCGGAUUCUGUGCUGAUUCGUGCUGCUGAAUAGCGACCGCCGCUCGAUCGGGUCUACCUGGCUUCCCUCUCCCAGACCGAAGGUUUAAUUCGCGACUACCAGCUGGGCCACCGAGUUGCUCCCUCAUUUGCUCUUCUCCCUUGCUUGAUUCGGCUCUCUUCAGCGCUACUCGUUUAUAGGCGAUGUACGAAAUGAGGCUCGCCGUUCCGGUGCGGCUCCUCUGUACGAAACCCGGAAAGGUUGUCGGCAACGAGUUCAAUAAGCUCAUCGACCACUAUUCGAAGUUCAACCCUUCGCCUCUUUCGAUCAAACAAUUCCUCGACUUUGGAGAGCGAGCCAAUCCUGCAGAGUCUUUCGCUUUUUUGCGUAAAGAGGUGCCGGUUCGCUUGGCAAAUAUUAUGAAGGAAAUCGAGCUCCUCCCGCCGCAGCUCUUGAAAAUGCCGUCGGUCAGACUGGUGACAUCGUGGUACCAGAGGAGUUUCAUGGAGAUCGCUGAAUUCGAUAAGCUCCACAAGGGUACCCCGACCGAUUCUGUGCUCAGCGAUUUCACGGACACACUGACAAGAGUUCGAAAUCGACACAAUACCGUCGUUCAAACUAUGGCAGAAGGCGUUCUCGAGCUCAAACAGCAGCACAAGAGCGACGUCUCCUCGGAACACACCAUCCAAUAUUUCUUGGAUCGAUUUUACAUGUCGAGGAUAUCGAUCCGAAUGCUCAUAAACCAGCACACCUCAUUAUUCGGAGUGCAGGAACGGCCCGCGGGCAAUGGCAGACAAGUUGGUGUCAUCGAUCCCCAUUGUGAUAUAACAUCGGUCUGCCUCGAUGCCUACGAGAACGCCAAAUUCCUCUGUGAUCAAUACUACCUGACCUCCCCUAAUAUGAUUCUCAAAUGCAUUCCCGAAGAGCCUCGGAUCCGAAUCGUCUACGUUCCCUCCCACUUGUACCACAUACUAUUCGAGCUUUUGAAGAAUGCGAUGCGCGCCGUGGUGGAGCAUCACGGAACAGAGGCUGACCUCCCUGAUCUCCGAGUGCUGAUUGUCGAAGGCAAGGAAGAUAUAACCAUCAAGUUGAGUGACCUAGGUGGAGGCAUUCCGCGGAGCGCGAGCGACCUGCUGUUCCAAUACAUGUAUUCCACUGCACCCGAACCAAGUUCGACGAACUCUGCGCCGCUAGCUGGCUACGGAUACGGUCUCCCCAUAUCGAGACUAUACGCGAAGUAUCUUCACGGGGACUUGACCGUCACAUCCAUGGAGGGCUACGGAACAGAUGCGCACGUUUUCAUUAAAGCUAUAUCGAAAGACUCUCACGAGAAACUCCCUAUAUUCAACAAGACCUCUUCGAAACACUACAACAUGGUGAUCGGCUCAAAUGACUGGUCGAGUCCAAUAAGUGGUGAGCGUAAAAUUUUGAGUUCCGGUAUCAUCGAGAAGAUACGUUCGAUCCCAUGCGCAUAGAUACCUCACUUUUCAAAAUUUCGAGAAGGUGACCGAUGCGCUCCCCAUCUAUUUUAUCAGAGAGCUCAUUAGUCUAGAUGAAUGGAUAUCCGGAAUCUCGCUAACAAACUCAGGAUCCCCCUCGGUUCAUUGUCAGAUCGAAAGCCCAUGUUUGAAACUUCGGUCCGAUGAGUUCCUCACGUCGUGAGCAGGAAGCCAGAGAGCGCACCAGAAAGGAUCUCUAGACGCGGU
This is a messenger RNA of Galendromus occidentalis (western predatory mite), 1951 nucleotides long. It is a transcript of the gene Pdk, whose product is annotated as pyruvate dehydrogenase kinase. Lineage: Eukaryota; Metazoa; Arthropoda; Arachnida; Mesostigmata; Phytoseiidae. The record is from RefSeq and is a predicted model, not a curated record. Gene Ontology annotation, cellular component: mitochondrion. Bases 449 to 1720 code for a protein of 423 amino acids. The transcript is spliced from 8 exons. Gene Ontology annotation, molecular function: pyruvate dehydrogenase (acetyl-transferring) kinase activity. Gene Ontology annotation, biological process: protein phosphorylation; regulation of glucose metabolic process.